Alligator mississippiensis (American alligator) is the source of this 16167-nucleotide messenger RNA. RefSeq names its product ryanodine receptor 3 (gene RYR3). The record is from RefSeq and is a predicted model, not a curated record. The coding region runs from base 704 to 15301 and encodes 4865 amino acids. Gene Ontology annotation, cellular component: sarcolemma; sarcoplasmic reticulum membrane; calcium channel complex. NCBI's taxonomy places the organism in Eukaryota, Metazoa, Chordata, Crocodylia, Alligatoridae. Gene Ontology annotation, molecular function: ryanodine-sensitive calcium-release channel activity; calcium ion binding; protein binding. Gene Ontology annotation, biological process: intracellular calcium ion homeostasis; calcium ion transmembrane transport. The transcript is spliced from 103 exons.
UUGAACUGAAUUAUGUAGAGCCAUAAAUGUUUGAGUGCAGCUUUACAAUAGUUCAAAUGAAAAGUUUGCAAUCCCUACUAUGACUACAAUUGAAAGGGACAGCGUUAACAAUUACACAGAAGCUUUGGACCAUUAAAUCAUCUUGCCAAUUAGACUCACAGCUGCCUAUGCAGAGGAGUAAUAAACAGAAGAAUGUAAGCAGGCUGAAAAAUCCUUUGUCAAAAUGAGCUCUUCCAAUGAACACUGAGCUUGCAUCUCUUUGUAUAAAUCAAAGGUCCACACUUCUAGAUUUGAUACUUUUCUAUGCAAAAUUGUAGACCCUAAUCUCUGAAAAUGGGAAUGUGAGCUCUGCUUUUUAUUAAUGCUUCACCAUUAUUGCCGCUGUGGGCAGACAUUUGAGGAAAACUACUGAUGCAUAGAAUGCUUCCUGCAAUACCUUAGCAGUAGGCUUCUCUCUAGGGUAAGGGGCAAAGAGAAAAAAUAAAAGGAUUUGCUUGCUGUGUAGCUGGGGAAGGCAGCGCAGUUGGCUCUGGCAGUGAGGGGGUUGACUGACAGUCUGCAGUGCAGUGGAGUUAGCUGGGCUCCCUAUAUGGCUGUGGAUUAGCUAUAUGCUAAUACUGAUAGGAGAAGAGGAGCUGUACGAGCACAGCAAGCUGCCAGUGGAGGCGAUCAGAGUCUUAGCAGAGCUGACUCCUCAAGAGCCAUGGCUGAAGGGGGUGAAGGAGGGGAAGAUGAAAUACAGUUCCUACGAACUGAUGAUGAAGUAGUACUUCAGUGUGUUGCCAAUAUCCACAAAGAACAACGAAAGUUCUGCCUGGCAGCUGAGGGACUUGGAAAUCGCCUGUGCUUUUUGGAGCCAACAUCAGAAGCUAAAUAUGUUCCUCCAGAUCUUUGCAUCUGUAAUUUUGUACUGGAACAGUCCCUCUCUGUCAGAGCGCUUCAAGAAAUGUUGGCUAACACAGGAGAUAAUGCCAGUGAAGGGGCAGCUCAAGGAGGUGGUCACAGAACCCUACUUUAUGGCCAUGCUAUACUACUUCGCCAUUCAUUUAGUGGAAUGUAUUUAACAUGUUUGACAACAUCAAGAUCCCAGACAGAUAAACUUGCAUUUGAUGUGGGGUUACGAGAAAAUGCAGCAGGUGAGGCAUGCUGGUGGACAAUACAUCCUGCUUCUAAACAGAGGUCAGAAGGAGAGAAAGUCCGGAUUGGUGAUGAUCUUAUCCUGGUUAGCGUGUCCUCUGAAAGAUACCUGCAUCUCUCCAUGUCAAAUGGAAACAUUCAGGUGGAUGCCUCUUUUAUGCAAACGCUGUGGAAUGUCCAUCCAACAUGCUCAGGAAGUAGUAUUACAGAAGGAUUUCUACUUGGUGGACAUGUGGUACGAUUUUUUCAUGGCCAUGAUGAGUGUUUGACAAUCCCAUCUAUGGAUCAGAAUGAUUUACAGCAAAAGAGAGUACUCUAUGAAACAGGAGGAGCUGGAGUCCGUGCAAGGUCCUUAUGGAGAGUGGAACCCCUUCGAAUAAGCUGGAGUGGAAGUAACAUCAGAUGGGGACAGCCUUUCCGCCUUCGGCACAUAACAACAGGAGAGUACUUGGCUCUGAGUGAAGAAGAAGGUCUGGUAAUGUUAGACAGAGAAAAAUCAGAUACAACAUCCACUGCCUUUUGUUUUAGAGCAUCAAAGGAACUGAAGGAAAAACAAGAUUCUUCUCAUAAACGUGAUAUAGAUGGUAUGGGAGUCCCUGAAAUAAAGUAUGGUGAUUCCAUUUGCUUUGUCCAGCAUGUAGCUAGUGCCUUGUGGCUGACUUAUAAAGCACAGGAUGCUAAAACAGCACGUUUAGGACCCUUGAAAAGAAAGGUUAUAUUACACCAAGAAGGCCACAUGGAUGAUGGUCUAACAUUACAAAGGUGUCAACAUGAAGAAUCCCAGGCUGCUCGAAUCAUUCGCAAUACUACAAGUUUAUUCAACCAAUUUAUAAGUGGAAACAACAGGAUAUCAGCACCCAUCGCCCUGCCUAUUGAGGAGAUGCUCCAGACUCUGCAAGACCUGAUUACUUAUUUCCAGCCUCCAGAAGAAGAAUUAGAACAUGAAGAUAAACAAAAUAAACUUCGUUCGCUGAAAAACAGACAAAAUCUGUUCAAGGAAGAGGGAAUGCUGGCACUUGUUCUAAACUGCAUUGAUCGUUUAAAUGAUUACAACAGUGCAGCUCAUUUAGUAGGAGUUGCAAGGGAAGUAAAUGGUACAGCAUGGAAAGAAAUUCUAAACCAUCUUUACAAAUUGCUAGCUGCCCUCAUCCGUGGUAACAGAAACAACUGUACUCAGUUUUCAGGAAACCUUGAUUGGCUGAUAAGUAAAUUGGACAGAUUGGAAUCUUCCUCAGGUAUUUUGGAAGUGUUGCACUGCAUCUUGACUGAAAGCCCAGAGGCCUUAAAUUUGAUAGCUGAGGGACAUAUCAAGUCUAUCAUCUCAUUGCUGGAUAAGCAUGGACGGAAUUACAAGGUUCUUGAUGUUCUAUGUUCUCUCUGUCUCUGUAAUGGAGUGGCCGUGCGUGCAAAUCAAAACUUGAUCUGUGACAAUCUGCUCCCUCGAAGAGAUUUGCUCUUGCAAACCCGUUUAGUUAAUGAUGUUACGAGUAUAAGGCCAAACAUAUUUUUGGGGGUUGCUGAGGGCUCUGCACAAUACAAGAAGUGGUACUUUGAACUAAUAAUCGAUCAGGUAGAUCCAUUUUUGACGGCGGAACCUACUCAUCUACGAGUUGGCUGGGCCUCUACAUCAGGUUAUGCUCCUUAUCCUGGAGGUGGUGAAGGAUGGGGAGGCAAUGGUGUUGGUGAUGACCUCUUCUCUUAUGGUUUUGAUGGCCUUCAUUUGUGGUCUGGUCGAGUAUCCAGACCCGUAGCAUCUGUCAAUCAGCAUUUGUUGGCAUCUGACGAUGUAGUUAGCUGCUGCUUAGAUUUAGGGGUUCCCAGCAUUUCAUUCCGCAUUAAUGGACAACCUGUACAGGGAAUGUUUGAGAACUUCGGUACUGAUGGAUUGUUCUUCCCUGUGGUGAGCUUCUCAGCAGGCGUCAAGGUUCGUUUCCUACUGGGUGGACGUCAUGGAGAGUUUAAGUUUUUGCCCCCCGCUGGCUAUGCUCCCUGCUAUGAAGCUUUGCUUCCGAAAGAGAAGAUGAAAUUGGAACCAGUAAAAGAGUAUAAGAGAGAUUUUGAUGGAGUUAGGGAUUUGCUGGGUACAACACAGUUCCUCUCCCAAGCUUCCUUCAUUCCUUGUCCAAUAGACACCAGCCAGAUUGUUUUGCCACUUCAUCUUGAGAAGAUCAGGGAUAAACUGGCUGAAAAUAUCCAUGAGCUAUGGGGAAUGAAUAAGAUAGAGCUUGGUUGGACAUAUGGCAAGGUACGAGAUGAUAAUAAAAGACAACACCCUUGUCUUGUGGAGUUCUCAAAAUUACCUGAAACAGAGAAGAAUUAUAACUUGCAAAUGUCAACUGAAACCCUAAAAACCCUUUUGGCCCUUGGGUGUCACAUUGUUCACUCUAAUCUAGCAGCUGAGGAAGAUCUUAAAAAAGUGAAACUUCCUAAAAACUACAUGAUGUCAAAUGGAUACAAACCUGCCCCUCUAGAUCUUUCUGAAGUUAAGUUGUUACCUUCUCAAGAAGUUUUAGUUGAUAAACUUGCAGAGAAUGCACAUAAUGUCUGGGCAAAAGACAGAAUAAAACAAGGAUGGACCUAUGGCAUUCAGCAGGACCUUAAAAACAAACGAAAUCCUCGACUGGUGCCAUAUGCAUUACUAGAUGAACGGACUAAGAAAUCAAAUAGAGAUAGUCUCCGUGAAGCUAUUCGGACAUUUGCUGGUUAUGGAUAUAAUAUUGAGCCACCAGAUCAAGAAAUAGCUGACCAAGCUAUGCAAAAAGUUAGCAUUGACAAGAUACGUUUUUUCAGGGUAGAACAGUCUUAUGCAGUGAAGACUGGAAAGUGGUACUUCGAAUUUGAAGCCGUGACGGGGGGAGAUAUGCGUGUUGGCUGGGCCAGGCCAGGAUGCCGGCCUGAUUUAGAAUUGGGAGCAGAUGAUCAGGCGUUUGUGUUUGAAGGAAGCAAAGGCCAGCGUUGGCACCAGGGUAGUGGAUUCUUUGGACGAAAUUGGCAACCAGGAGAUGUGGUCGGUUGUAUGAUAAAUUUGGAUGACAAAUCAAUGAUCUUUACUCUUAAUGGGGAGUUGCUUAUAACAAAUAAAGGUUCAGAACUUGCCUUUGCUGACUUCCAGCUAGAAAAUGGUUUUGUCCCAAUUUGCUCACUCGGUUUGUCUCAGAUUGGCCGUAUGAACCUUGGGAUGGAUGCCAGCACCUUCAAGUAUUAUACUAUGUGUGGCCUUCAAGAAGGCUUUGAACCUUUUGCUGUCAACAUGAACCGUGAUGUUGCUAUGUGGUUUAGCAAGCGCUUACCAACUUUUGUCAACGUGCCAAAAAAUCAUCCUCAUAUAGAGAUAACAAGAAUUGAUGGAACCAUUGAAAACCCACCUCGUUUAAAGGUUACCCACAGGACAUUUGGCACACAGAAUAGCAAUGCAGACAUGAUAUAUUGCCGUUUGAGCAUGCCCAUUGAGUUCCAUUCAUCUUUUAACUAUAACACUGGUGCAGAAAGUGCCUCUGCUGAUGCUUUCCAAAAAAGAAAACAGAGUCAAGAAAUAGCUGUUCCUUCAACAUACUAUUAUUCAGUGCGAAUAUUUGCUGGUCAAGACCCAUCCUCUGUUUGGGUUGGCUGGGUAACCCCUGACUACCACUACUACAGUGAAAACUUUGACCUAAAUAAAAAUUGUACAGUGACGGUUACUUUAGGAGAUGAAAGAGGCAGGGUUCAUGAAAGUGUGAAGCGUAGUAACUGUUACAUGGUUUGGGGUGGAGAUGUAACUGCUCAUUCACAGAGAUCAGGCCGCAGUAAUGUUGAUUUAGAGAUUGGAUGCCUUGUUGACCUCGCUACUGGAAUGUUAUCAUUCACUGCCAAUGGAAAAGAGCUUGGCACUUGUUAUCAGGUCGAACCAAACACAAAACUGUUUCCAGCAGCUUUUGUACAACCUACAAGCACAAACUUGGUUCAGUUUGAGCUUUGUAAAUUAAAGAACACCAUGCCUUUAUCAGCAGCAAUCUUCAAAAGUGAAGAAAAGAAUCCUGUUCCUCAGUGUCCUCCUCGCCUUGAUGUGCAAACAAUUACACCUGUUUUAUGGAGCAGAAUGCCCAACAGCUUCCUGAAGGUAGAGACUGAGCGUGUAAGUGAACGCCAUGGUUGGGUAGUGCAGUGUCUGGAGCCACUGCAAAUGAUGGCACUUCAUAUUCCUGAGGAAACGAGGUGUGUUGACAUCUUGGAGUUAUGUGAACAAGAAGAUCUGAUGAUGUUCCACUACCACACUCUAAAACUCUAUUGCUCAGUCUGUGCACUGGGUAAUUCUAGAGUUGCUUAUGCACUUUGCAGCCAUGUAGACAUAUCUCAGUUAUUUUACACAAUAGAUAAUCAGUAUUUACCUGGACUUUUACGUUCUGGAUUUUAUGACUUGCUCAUCAGUAUUCAUUUGGAACAUGCCAAGCAAGCCAAGCUUAUGAUGAACAAUGAAUUUAUUAUUCCAAUCACAGAUGAAACCAGAACUAUUGAAUUAUAUCCAGAUGAAACAAAAAAGCAUGGAUUACCUGGAGUGGGACUUAGCACUUGUUUGAAACCAGGUUAUUAUUUUUCUACUCCUUGUUUCAUUGUGACCAGUGAUGAGCACCUGAAGUCCAGUCCAGAAAUAUCACUUGACAUACUCAAAUCUAAGGCCAUAAGCAUGCUCACAGAGGCAGUACACUGUAGUGGUACUCAUAUCCGAGAUCCUGUUGGAGGGCAAGUUGAGUUCCAGUUUGUUCCUGUGCUUAAACUUAUAGGAACUUUGCUUAUAAUGGGAGUUUUUGAUGAUGAUGAUGUGAAGCAGAUUUUACUCCUCAUUGAUCCCAAUGUAUUUGGUGAACACAAGGAAGAAACAGAAGAGAAAACAGAGAAGGAAGAAGUUACACAAAUAGAAGAAAAAGCUGUAGAAGCUGGAGAAAAGGCAAUUAAGGAAACAAAAGCUCCAAUAAAAGGCUUAUUGCAAACAAGAUUACCUGAAUCUGUUAAACUCCAGAUGUGCCUGCUUCUCAAUUAUUUCUGUGACUGUGAGCUGCAACACAGGGUGGAAUCUAUUGUAUCAUUUGCAGACAAUUAUGUAUCAAAGUUGCAGUAUAAUCAGAGAUUCAGGUACAAUGAACUGAUGCAAGCUUUGAACAUGUCUGCAGCUUUGACUGCCAAGAAGACAAAGGAAUUUCGCUCCCCUGCUCAAGAACAGAUUAAUAUGUUGCUAAAUUUUCAACUGGGAGAGGACUGCCCCUGCCCAGAAGAGAUUAGAGAUGAGCUAUAUGAAUUUCAUGAUGAUCUCCUAAUACACUGUGGCAUUCCACUAGAAGAAGAGGAAGAAGAGGAGGAAGAUGGCUCAUGGACUGGUAAACUUCGCUCAUUGUUGUAUAAAAUCAAAGGUCCACCAAAAGCAGAAAAAGAAGAACCUAGAGGAGAAGAAGAAGAGAAAUCUCCCACUACCUUGAAGCAGCUCAUAUCCCAAACUAUGGUGCGUUGGGCUCAAGAAGACCAGAUGCAAGACUCAGAAUUAGUCCGGAUUAUGUACACCCUCCUUCGUAGACAGUAUGACAGCAUUGGUGAGCUGCUGCAAGCUCUGAGGAAGGCCUACACUAUUAGUGCUGCUUCUGUGCAAGAUACAAUCAACUUACUAGCAGCACUAGGUCAGAUUCGCUCCCUUCUAAGUGUCAGGAUGGGAAAAGAAGAAGAAUUGCUUAUGAUUAAUGGAUUAGGAGAUAUAAUGAACAACAAAGUGUUUUAUCAACAUCCUAACUUAAUGAGAGUGCUGGGUAUGCAUGAGACAGUUAUGGACGUAAUGGUAAAUGUGCUUGGAGGAGAUAAAUCUCAGCGGAUCAUUUUUCCUAAGAUGGUGGCAAGCUGUUGUCGAUUCCUGUGCUAUUUCUGUCGAAUCAGCCGCCAAAACCAAAAAGCCAUGUUUGAGCAUCUGAGUUAUUUGUUGGAAAACAGUAGUGUUGGGCUUGCAUUCCCAUCUAUGAGGGGUUCCACUCCACUAGAUGUUGCGGCUGCCUCUGUAAUGGACAAUAAUGAGCUUGCACUAGCUUUAGAGGAACCAGACUUAGAGAAGGUUGUUACCUAUUUGGCAGGUUGUGGCCUUCAGAGCUGCCCAGUGUUGCUAGCCAAAGGAUACCCAGACAUUGGUUGGAAUCCAAUAGAGGGAGAACGUUAUCUAACUUUUUUAAGAUUUGCAGUCUUUGUAAACAGUGAAAGUGUUGAGGAAAAUGCCAGUGUUGUUGUUAAGCUGCUUAUUCGACGUCCAGAAUGCUUUGGUCCAGACCUUAGGGGAGAAGGAGGAAAUGGUUUGCUUGCAGCUAUGCAAGAAGCUAUUAACAUCUCAGAGAACCCAGCUCGUGACCUUCCCUCUCAGGGCUAUAAAAGAGAAGGUGCUGCUGAAGAUGAAGAGGAAGAAGAGAUCGUGCACAUGGGCAAUGCAAUCAUGUCAUUUUAUUCAGCUCUCAUAGACUUGCUUGGACGUUGUGCACCAGAAAUGCAUCUUAUCCAAAGUGGGAAAGGUGAAGCUAUUCGAAUCAGGUCAAUCCUUCGUUCCCUAGUACCCACAGAAGACUUAGUUGGGAUCAUAAGCAUACCACUAAAGCUAUCAACAGUUAAUAAAGAUGGCACAGUCAAUGAGCCGGACAUGUCUGCAAGUUUCUGUCCUGACCACAAAGCACCCAUGGUGCUAUUUCUGGACCGUGUCUAUGGUAUUAAGGACCAAAGUUUCCUCCUCCACCUGCUGGAGGUUGGAUUUUUACCAGACUUAAGAGCAUCUGCCUCCCUGGAUACUGUUUCUCUGAGUACCACAGAGGCAGCUCUUGCACUAAAUAGAUACAUUUGCUCAGCUGUAUUUCCAUUACUGAAAAGGUGUGCUCCCCUCUUUUCUGGAACAGAGCAUUAUGCCUCUCUAAUUGAUUCCACACUUCAUACAAUAUAUAGACUCUCCAAAGGACGCUCCCUUACUAAAGCCCAAAGAGAUACUAUUGAAGAAUGUCUACUUGCUGUCUGUCACCACUUACGUCCUUCUAUGCUACAGCAACUAUUGCGACGGCUAGUUUUUGAUGUACCCUUACUUAAUGAAUACUGUAAAAUGCCACUCAAGCUUCUAACGAAUCACUAUGAACAAUGCUGGAAAUAUUACUGCCUCCCUUCAGGAAUGGGAAGUUAUGGAAUUGCAGCAGAAGAAGAGUUGCAUUUGACUGAGAAACUUUUCUGGGGAAUUUUUGAUUCCCUCUCUCAUAAGAAGUAUGAUCCAGAACUCUUCCGAAUGGCCUUGCCUUGUCUAAGUGCUAUAGCUGGGGCUUUACCACCAGAUUAUUUGGACACCAGAAUUAGAGCAACUUUGGAAAAGCAGACUUCACUAGACCCAGAGGGAAACUUUGAUCCCAAACCUAUCAACACAGUCAACCUCGCUCUCCCUGAGAAGUUAGAGUAUAUUGUUAGCAAGUAUGCUGAACAUUCACAUGACAAAUGGGCCUUUGACAAGACUAACAGUGGAUGGAAAUAUGGUGUUUCACUGGAUGAAAACAUGAAAACGCACCCAUUAAUAAGGCCUUUCAAAACAUUAACUGAAAAGGAAAAGGAAAUUUAUCGUUGGCCUGCAAGAGAAUCUCUUAAAACUAUGUUGGCUAUGGGAUGGAGGCUGGAAAGGACCAAGGAAGGAGAAGCAAUGGUACAGCAGCGUGAAAAUGAAAAGCUUCGCAGCAUAUCUCAGUCUAGCCAAGGAAAUGGAUACAGUCCAGCACCACUUGAUCUUUCUAAUGUUGUCCUUUCUAGGGAACUCCAGGGAAUGGUUGAGGUAAUGGCAGAAAACUAUCACAACAUUUGGGCCAAGAAGAAGAAAAUGGAAUUGGAGAGCAAAGGUGGAGGUAGUCAUCCCUUAUUGGUACCUUACGACACCUUGACAGCCAAAGAGAAAUCUCGGGACCGGGAGAAAGCACAAGAGCUGUUUAAAUUCCUUCAAGUGAAUGGUAUUGUCAUAUCUAGGGGUCUUAAUGAUAUGGAGCUGGAUGCUUCAUCCAUGGAAAAAAGGUUUGCAUUUAAGUUUCUGAAGAAGAUUUUAAAAUAUGUUGACUCUGCUCAAGAGUUCAUUGCACAUUUAGAAGCCAUCGUUACCAGUGGAAAAACAGAGAAAUCCCCACAUGAUCAAGAAAUUAAAUUUUUCGCUAAAGUUCUACUACCAUUAGUUGACCAGUACUUUACCAAUCAUUGCCUGUACUUCCUGUCAUCUCCCAUUAAGUCCCUCAGUAGCAGUGGAUAUGCUUCAAAUAAAGAAAAAGAAAUGGUAGCAAGCCUAUUCUGCAAACUUGCUGCCCUUGUUAGACAUAGGAUUUCACUUUUUGGAAGUGAUGCAACAACGGUGGUUAGCUGCCUGCAUAUAUUAGCUCAGUCACUGGAUACACGAACUGUCAUGAAAUCAGGCUCUGAGCUGGUUAAAGCUGGACUACGGGCAUUCUUUGAAAAUGCAGCUGAAGAUUUGGAAAAGACUUCAGAAAACCUUAAACUUGGAAAAUUUACUCAUUCUCGAACACAAAUUAAAGGUGUCUCACAGAAUAUCAACUAUACUACAGUAGCACUGUUACCAAUAUUGACAUCCAUGUUUGAGCAUAUUGCUCAGCAUCAUUUUGGUGUUGAUUUACUUUUGGGUGAUGUUCAAGUUUCAUGCUACAGAAUUCUUUGUAGUCUAUAUUCCCUUGGGACUGGAAAGAACAUCUAUGUAGAAAGACAGUGCCCAGCACUUGGUGAAUGUUUAGCAUCUCUUGCAGCAGCCAUUCCAGUGGCAUUCCUUGAACCUUCUCUCAACCGUUACAACCCACUCUCGGUCUUCAACACGAAAACUGCGAGAGAGCGAGCCAUUUUAGGUAUGCCAGAUACAGUAGAAGAGAUGUGUCCAGAAAUCCCUCACCUGGAUGGAUUAAUGAGAGAAAUUAAUGGUUUAGCAGAGUCUGGAGCAAGAUACACUGAAAUGCCCCAUGUGAUUGAAGUCAUUUUACCUAUGCUAUGCAACUAUUUGUCCUACUGGUGGGAAAAAGGGCCUGAAAGUAUGCCUAUAAGUGCUGGGCCCUGCUGUACAAUGAUAACCUCUGAGCACCUCAGCAUCAUUUUGGGAAACAUUUUGAAAAUCAUCAACAACAAUCUGGGAAUUGAUGAAGCAUCUUGGAUGAAAAGAAUUGCAGUUUAUGCUCAGCCCAUCAUCAGCAAAGCUAGACCUGAUUUACUGAAAACUCACUUUAUUCCAACACUGGAGAAACUGAAGAAGAAAGCCAUAAAGAUAGUGAUAGAGGAGGAACAACUGAGAGCAGACAGUAAAACUGACACCCAGGAAGCAGAGCUUCUUAUUCUAGAUGAGUUUGCAGUUCUUUGCCGAGAUCUCUAUGCCUUCUAUCCAAUGCUCAUACGUUAUGUAGACAACAACAGAGCUAAUUGGCUGAAGAAACCAGAUGCUGAUUCUGUUGAACUCUUCCGAAUGGUAGCUGAAGUCUUUAUCCUGUGGUGUAAAUCACAUAACUUCAAGAGAGAAGAACAAAAUUUUGUGAUUCAGAAUGAAAUCAACAAUUUGGCAUUUUUAACAGGAGACAGCAAGAGCAAGAUGUCUAAAUCUGGAGGACAAGACCAAGAACGAAAGAAAUCAAAGCGUAGAGGGGAUUUGUACUCAAUACAAACUUCCUUGAUUGUAGCUGCACUUAAAAAGAUGCUUCCUAUUGGUUUGAAUAUGUGCACACCUGGAGAUCAAGAGCUGAUUUCUUUGGCUAAGAUUAGAUACAGCCAUCGAGACACAGAUGAAGAAGUCAAAGAACAUUUACUUAACAACUUGCAUUUGCAGGAAAAGUCUGAAGAUCCAGCUGUGAAAUGGCAGUUAAACCUGUAUAAGGACAUUAUGAAAAGUGAUGAGCCCCCUGAUCCUGAGAAGACUGUGGAACGUGUGCAGAGGAUUUCAGCAGCUCUCUUUCACCUUGAACAGGUUGAACAACCACUAAGAUCGAAGAAAGCUGUCUGGCACAAACUCCUGUCAAAACAACGCAAAAGGGCUGUUGUCGCUUGUUUUAGGAUGGCACCAUUGUACAAUCUGCCAAGGCACCGUUCUAUUAACCUCUUCCUCCAUGGUUAUCAGAACUAUUGGAUAGAAACAGAGGAAUAUUCAUUUGAGGAGAAACUAGUUCAGGAUUUGGCUACACCACCAAGGAAAGAGGAAGAGGAAGAAGAAGAGACUGAAAAAAAACAUCCUGAUCCACUUCAUCAGAUUAUCCUUUAUUUCAGUCACAAUGCUCUCACUGAGAGAAGCAAACUAGAAGAUGAUGCUUUGUAUAUUUCCUAUUCAGCCAUGAUGGCAAAGAGCUGCCAGACUGAAGAAGAAGAAGAGGAUGAAGAGAAAGAGAAAACUUUUGAGGAGAAGGAAAUGGAAAAGCAGAAGACUCUAUAUCAGCAGGCUCGUCUACAUGACCGUGGAGCUGCUGAGAUGGUCCUUCAGAUGAUCAGUGCAAGCAAAGGUAAAAUGGGACUCAUGGUCAUUGAAACAUUAAAGCUUGGCAUUGCUAUUCUAAAUGGCGGGAACACCAUUGUUCAGCAGAAAAUGUUAGACUACCUGAAGGAGAAAAAGGAUGCUGGAUUUUUUCAGAGUCUCUCUGGCUUGAUGCAGUCUUGCAGUGUUCUUGACCUGAAUGCAUUUGAGAGACAAAAUAAAGCAGAAGGCCUUGGAAUGGUUACUGAAGAAGGAACUCUCAUCGUUCGUGAGCGUGGUGAGAAAGUGCUACAGUAUGAUGAGUUUACUCGAGAUCUGUUUAGAUUUUUGCAACUGCUCUGUGAAGGUCAUAACAAUGAUUUUCAGAAUUACCUACGUACUCAGAUGGGCAACACUACAACAGUGAAUAUUAUUAUCAGCACUGUAGACUAUCUCUUGCGUCUCCAGGAAUCGAUUAGUGAUUUCUAUUGGUACUAUUCAGGAAAAGACGUGAUUGAUGACUCUGGACAGCGUAACUUCUCUAAAGCUUUGGCCGUGACUAAACAGAUUUUUAAUUCACUUACAGAAUAUAUCCAGGGUCCUUGCAUAGGUAAUCAGCAGAGCCUGGCUCAUAGUAGGCUCUGGGAUGCUGUUGUUGGCUUCCUUCAUGUUUUUGCUAAUAUGCAGAUGAAACUCUCACAGGACUCCAGUCAGAUUGAACUGCUUAAGGAACUGUUGGAUCUUCUACAGGACAUGGUUGUGAUGCUGUUAUCGCUGCUUGAAGGUAAUGUUGUAAAUGGGACUAUUGGCAAACAGAUGGUGGACACACUGGUAGAAUCAUCUAGCAAUGUAGAAAUGAUUUUGAAGUUCUUCGACAUGUUCCUCAAGUUGAAAGAUCUAACCAAUUCAGAUGCUUUCAAAGAAUAUGAUCCAGAUGGUAAAGGCAUCAUCUCAAAAAAAGAAUUUCAGAAAUCAAUGGAAGCUCAGAAACAAUACACACAGUCAGAAAUUGAAUUCCUGCUGUCCUGUGCAGAAGCUGAUGAAAAUGAUAUGUUUAACUAUGUUGAUUUUGUGGAACGAUUCCAUGAGCCAGCCAAAGAUAUCGGAUUUAAUGUGGCAGUAUUAUUAACAAACCUUUCAGAGCACAUGCCAAAUGAUUCACGCCUUCAGAGCUUACUAGAGCCAGCAGAGAGUGUCCUUAAUUAUUUUGAACCUUACCUUGGCCGCAUUGAGAUAAUGGGUGGAGCCAAGAAAAUAGAGCGAGUUUACUUUGAAAUCAGUGAGUCCAGUAGAACACAGUGGGAGAAGCCACAAGUGAAAGAAUCCAAGAGGCAAUUUAUAUUUGAUGUUGUAAAUGAAGGUGGCGAACAAGAAAAAAUGGAACUGUUUGUGAACUUCUGCGAGGACACAAUCUUUGAAAUGCAGUUGGCAUCUCAGAUCUCUGAAUCUGAUUCAGCUGAAAGACCUGAGGAAGAGGAGGAGGAGGAACCAUAUUAUGUAAUGGAAGCUGGAGAUGAUGAAGAGGAAAAGUCCCUGGAAUCAGCCUCAGCUUUUGCAAUGGCCUGUGUUGCACUUAAGAAGAAUGUUGCCAACUUUUUAAAAAUGGUCACUUUUAAGAACUUAAGGAAACAGUACAGAAAAGUUAGAAAAAUGACUAUAAAGGAAUUGGUUAAAGUAUUUUUUUCUUUUUUCUGGAUGCUAUUUGUAGGGUUAUUCCAGCUGUUCUUCACUAUUGUAUGGGGGAUUUUCCAGAUUCUUUGGAGUACUGUGUUUGGAGGUGGCUUGGUUGAAGGAGCCAAAAACAUAAAAGUUACCAAAAUAUUAGGGGACAUGCCUGACCCAACGCAGUUUGGAAUCCAUGAUGAUGUCAUGGAAACAGAGAAAGCUGAAGGUGUUGAACAUGGCAUUAGAGCUGAACUUGUGCAGUUUGUGAAGGGUGAAAAGGGAGAAACUGACAUCAUGUCAGAUAUUUUUGGUAUUCGUACAAAGAAAGAAGGUGGCUCAAAAUACAGUCACGAUGCUGGACUUGGAGAUAUUAAGGAAAUAAUUGGUUCAGAUAGCCCUUCAUCUUUGGAAAAUGCUGUUCGGAAGAAAAAAAGAGCACAGACCUCUGAAAUAGCCAAAGAAGUUGAAAUGGAAAUAAAAACGGAAUCAGAGAAGGCUGAUAUGGAAGAUGGGGAGAAACAAGAUAAAGCAAAGGAAAUACAGUCAGAGCAUUUGGAAGAAGGGAAAAUGAAGAAAAAGAAACGAAGGCGUGGACAAAAAAUAGAGAAACCUGAGGCAGUUAUGGCUAACUUUGUUAAAGCCCUGGAAGUUUAUCAAACAAAAAUGUUGCAUUGCCUGGCUAGAAAUUUCUACAACUUAAGGUUUCUUGCUCUAUUUGUUGCAUUUGCCAUCAACUUUAUUCUGCUAUUUUACAAGGUGACAGAAGAGCCUCUUGAUGAAGUAGAGGAAGACUCUAAUCUGUGGAACUCUUUUGAUGAAGAUGAGGAGGAAGAAGGAAUGGUGUUUUUUGUUUUAGAGGAGAGUACAGGUUACAUGGCACCAACUCUCAGGGGUCUGGCCAUAAUUCAUACUGUGAUUUCCUUUGUCUGUGUGAUUGGAUAUUAUUGCCUAAAGGUUCCUCUAGUAGUAUUCAAGAGAGAGAAGGAAGUUGCCAGGAAGUUGGAAUUUGAUGGCCUGUACAUUACAGAACAACCAUCAGAGGAUGACAUUAAAGGACAAUGGGAUCGUCUGGUCAUAAACACUCCGUCCUUUCCUAACAAUUAUUGGGAUAAAUUUGUAAAACGGAAGGUUAUUAACAAGUAUGGUGACUUAUAUGGAGCAGACCGUAUUGCAGAGCUCUUGGGUUUGGACAAAAAUGCCCUGGACUUUAGUCCAGUGGAAGAAACUGAACCGGAUGAGGCAUCUCUUGUGUCAUGGUUAAGCUCUAUUGAUACAAAGUACCAUAUUUGGAAGCUUGGUGUUGUUUUCACUGACAAUUCCUUCUUAUAUUUAGCAUGGUACACAACAAUGUCAAUCCUCGGCCAUUACAACAACUUCUUCUUUGCUGCUCACUUGUUGGAUAUUGCUAUGGGUUUCAAGACACUGCGAACCAUUCUGUCUUCUGUAACUCAUAAUGGCAAACAGCUGGUGCUGACUGUAGGGCUCUUGGCUGUAGUAGUGUACCUUUAUACGGUUGUGGCAUUCAACUUCUUUCGCAAGUUCUACAACAAAAGUGAAGAUGAAGAUGAGCCAGACAUGAAGUGUGAUGACAUGAUGACGUGUUACUUGUUCCAUAUGUACGUGGGUGUGAGAGCUGGUGGUGGCAUUGGGGAUGAAAUUGAAGAUCCUGCUGGUGAUCCUUAUGAAAUGUAUCGAAUUGUCUUUGACAUCACGUUUUUCUUCUUUGUUAUUGUCAUCCUACUGGCCAUCAUUCAAGGUCUGAUUAUUGAUGCCUUUGGAGAGCUAAGAGACCAGCAAGAGCAAGUGAGAGAAGAUAUGGAGACCAAAUGUUUCAUUUGUGGAAUUGGCAAUGACUAUUUUGACACAACCCCUCAUGGCUUUGAAACACAUACUUUACAAGAGCACAACUUGGCAAAUUAUCUGUUCUUUUUAAUGUAUCUCAUUAACAAGGAUGAAACUGAGCACACUGGUCAGGAGUCGUUUGUGUGGAAGAUGUACCAAGAAAGAUGCUGGGAUUUCUUCCCAGCUGGAGACUGCUUUCGUAAACAAUAUGAGGAUCAACUUGGAUAAGAUUAUCAUCAGAGAAGAGGCUGCAUUUUUGAACUGUAAAAUCAAGUCAACAUGAAAAAACUCUUACUUUAUAUUUUUAUGGUGUAAAUUCAAAGGUCACAUUUGCUUAAUCUCUCUUUACUGUGAACUUUUUGUUUAAAAACCUACAUAAAAGCUUGACAAUAUCUAGAUAGGCUUUUUGUGCCUAGCACAUAAGAAACACAGAAGAGAGAGAAAUCUACACUGAAGACUCUGUUACUCUAAUCUUUCCAAUCCCAACAAGGACUGAAAUGAUUUUAAUUGUUUUUACUCCCACUCCUUACCCAAUGUUUGGUAGAAGAGCUGAAAGGGCUAAAAGAUGCAUCAUUUCUUACAUGCACAACAUCUAAAACUUUAGAACUUGAAUGUCAGGUGACAUGCCUCAGAUUGUGAAAAAAAUAUAUUUUAACUGCAAUCUAACGUUUUCCAUGGUAUUUGCUAGUGAAUGUAUAAAACAAAACAGCUUGAAAAGCUUUAAGCAGUUAAAAUAAAGAACAUUUUCAAACACUUUAUCGACCCUGAAAUAUCGAUUAAGUGCCUUAAAAACCUCUGUAGCCAUAGCUAUGCAAGAUUUUUAUGUUAGUGUUUUAGACUGACAGUUCUAUUAACUAUGUUGCUUUUCUGUCUUACUGUAUGAAACUGCACUUGAAGGUUAUUCUUUCAGUAACAGCUUAUUAGAUGCUGCUGUUAAAAGAAGUAUACUGUACUACACAUUCUUUACAUUUAAAUCUUAGGCCAAAAUAAAAUAAUGCUUUAUGAUCAUCUGUAAGUAGAAGCUGCUACCUUUAUGCAUUUAUUUUUCUUCAAAUAAAAUAAAGUGCCCACUGCAAUAAAAUACUACAAACCAA